CAUGUUUCCAUUCACUUCCAACGCCCGUCCAACACCCGCCGAUACCAAACUCCAUCCGUCUUCCUCACUCCCGUCCCGCCUGUUCCUUGCCAUUGCUCGCAAGUUGAACAUCAACCUGGACGAACCUCUAUCGAUCCCGAAGCCGACCAGCUCUUUCAUUCGCAGUUCAGUCCCAGGAACAAAGCAAACCGUCGGAUUUGCAAAUUGUCCUAGAAAUCCUCGAUACAUUUGAGAUCACCACGGACAUAUGAGGACAUCAUGGAUGCCCCUAUCCAGCUCUCGCUUCCUCUACCGCGAUCCGUGGACACGCGCAUCUACAUUCAAUUGACAGCCAAGUCCAAAGCCGUUGUGCUCUUCCUCACGACUGCUUCGGCCGAAGAGGCUACAUCACCCACUCCAUUGGGGUCAUUUGUUUAUGCACUGCCCGAUAGAUACAACCCGACACAGCCUUUGUCAACUCCUCUUUGUACGGUUGAGCCGACGUUGGAGUUUACCACCCGACUGGCAAAGCUGAUCACAAGGAGGACGCAACUGCCUACCUAUGUGGGCAACUCGGUGAGCUUUGCCAGUGCCGGCCUUGGCGGGACUGUUGAAGAGGAGAUGGAAGCUUUCAAACAGGUAGCCGAGCUUGUCCUAUCCAAACUUGAGUUUGCCAACGCGACGCCCAAUGGAGUCCAGUCCUGAGCCUCGAACGUUGACAAAAGAACCCUUCCCAACUACAAUUUUUCUUUUUGCUACUGUUGAUGGGCACAAGUUGUUGCACACAAACACCUCGGCCUUUUGGCCAAGGGGAUUCCGGCAGUUCCCUUCUCAACGAAUUUCCGCAAACGCUUAGUUUGAGCUUGCCUAACCUACUCACCUUUUUUUGAACGUGCCACAAAGGCGUGUCGUUUCCCACGAAUCCAUGACCCAAGAAGGCCAUGGAACUGUCACUCGUGUUCGGUUACCUGCUUGAUACAUGUCGGGUAUUGGUAGCAAUAUGGAUUGGCACCAUAUCCCGACGGGGCAUGGCCGAAGGCGAUUAACCUUCAGAGAAUUGACGGAAAUGUUCUGAACCCCAAAGCCCUGGUUAUGAUGAGGCAAAGGGUGUUAUCUGCAGUUUCAUAUUUGGCACAUCAACAUGGCCGCGGGAUAGAUCGGCUCACAAAGCUGACCUGGCAGGUUUGGCAGAUCUCAGUCGUCUGUUACACAGCAACACUGUCGUGGACCUUCUGGCGACAUCCAAGUUCCAUGUGUCUGGUAGGUCUGAAAAGGACGACUGGUAUCCCGCCUGUGCUGGAUGGACAUCAUCCGGUCUGUACAGCAAGAAGGAGAGAAAGAGGUGACGAGGAAAACUCGCCAUCCAAUUCCCAAAUCAUAGAAAGCGGUCUAGAAACUCAGUUCCCACCAAGCAGGCUUUUAAACUAAAAUAGAGGCCACAUGCGAGAGAGGAUACCUUACCCUUACUGCCAUCCCAUCCUUACAACGCAUAAAAAACCUAGCUUUUCUUCAACCAAAUAUGACCCGAUAGGUAGGGUGGUUCACAAGCUGGGAAAUGGGACGAACCCAAAAGUAUCAAAGUCUCGG
Molecule: messenger RNA, 1566 nt
Organism: Neurospora crassa OR74A
Lineage: Eukaryota; Fungi; Ascomycota; Sordariomycetes; Sordariales; Sordariaceae
Exons: 2
Coding region: 259-684 (141 amino acids)
Biological process (GO): proteasome assembly
Source: RefSeq, a predicted model, not a curated record